AUGCAACUCUCUAAAAUUUACCUGCUCGCUUUAUGGGCUACUGGCGCUACGGCAUUGUUUUCCGAAGAGGAAAACUUACACAUGAUUAAAAAUGGCGAAAUCCCACCAGAUACGAAAGAUUAUCACGGCAACCCUCUUUUGAAACUGCCCGGUAAUGCUCAUUGUUAUCUUAUACGACAUCCGCAGUUUUGCGACAAAAUUAUCCCAUGCGUAUGGGCUGGACCGCUGGGCUGUAUAAUACAAGAUUAUUAA
This is a messenger RNA of Pyricularia oryzae 70-15, 252 nucleotides long. RefSeq lists its product as uncharacterized. The record is from RefSeq and is a predicted model, not a curated record. Lineage: Eukaryota; Fungi; Ascomycota; Sordariomycetes; Magnaporthales; Pyriculariaceae. The transcript is spliced from 2 exons. The coding region runs from base 1 to 252 and encodes 83 amino acids.